Molecule: messenger RNA, 2332 nt
Organism: Rhinichthys klamathensis goyatoka
Lineage: Eukaryota; Metazoa; Chordata; Actinopteri; Cypriniformes; Leuciscidae
Gene: mcmbp
Product: minichromosome maintenance complex binding protein
Exons: 16
Coding region: 125-2014 (629 amino acids)
Biological process (GO): DNA-templated DNA replication
Molecular function (GO): chromatin binding
Source: RefSeq, a predicted model, not a curated record
ACGCAAUUUUCCCGCCACGGUGUAUUGUGCGGUGCUGAACUCUGGAACGUGCAUGUUGUAGCAGCUAGUUCUUGUUAAAGGAGUAUUAAGUUUGAACUUUUGUGAGUUUCUUAAUCCUGCAGCAAUGCCUACGGUUCACGACUGGAUCAAUAAUCCACUGGGUGUUGUUGAUGGGAUGUUUGCCCAGAGUCACUCCAGUCCAGACUGGGAGAAGAAAGUUGUGGAGUAUUUCAAAGAGAAAUUGAAACUAAACGAUGCUCAAGCAUGGGUUCCAUCUCUGAAUGAUGUUCCCCUGCACUACAUGAAGCCUAAUAGUCUUGUGAAAUUCCGUUGCAUGGUCCAAGAUAUGUUUGACCCAGAAUUUUUCAUGGGUGUUUAUGAGAUGAAUGAUCCCACAUCAAACUCUAAACAGGUGAAAUGUGGAAAAUACAAAGAUGUCACAGAGUGUGGGCAGGUGGACUUUAACUCAAAAAAAACAGUGACGUCAGAGAGACAGACCUUUUAUUGUGUCCCCAUCCCUGGAGAAUCUCAGUGGGUCAAGGAAGCAGGCACCAGUCAAGCGCGAGUGGUGCCCUCCACAUCCUAUGUCCCGAACAGGCAUAAGCGCAGCUAUGAGGAAGAUGAUGAGAUGGACACACAGCCCCAACAGAUGAAAGAUGUCAGUCAAGGAGCUCACAGCUCUGCUGAGUCUCAUGGCAACAUGGAGCCGAAGCGUCAGGAGACAAAAGCCCCUAGUCAGGACUCGUCCCCGUCACACUGCACAUCCAGUCUGGACCUCAACUUCCCUUUGCCUGGAGAAAAGGGCCCAGCCUGCCUUGUUAAGGUAUAUGAGAACUGGGAUAGUUUCAAACUGAAUGACAUGCUGGAAGUAUUUGGCAUCCUUUCUGUGGACCCUGCCUUGAGUGUGAUUGCAGAUGAAAGAGAGGCGUCUUCACUGCUGGACCCCACGGAGGGAAUGGAAACUGUGGAGGAGCAAAGAGUUCACAGCCCGCCAGCAUCCCUUGUACCACGACUGCACAUGCUGUAUGCCCAGCCUCUAGUGCACAACAACCCACUACUGCCCUCUAGUGCCUUGGAGAAUAAUGGUAACCAUUUAAGCAGUGUUCUUGGAGAACUGGCUUCAGUCAGAGCAGAGCUGCUCACCUUUCUCACACAUGUCCUAAUGGGGGAUUCACUCGCUGCUGAGUACCUCAUUCUCCAUCUCAUCUCCAAUGUAUACAGCAGACGGGAUGUUCUUCCUUUGGGCAAAUUCACAUUGAAUCUCAGUGGCUGUCCUCUCAGCUCUCCAUACACUGAGCAUCUCUACAAUGUCAUCCAACAGCUUGUGCCAUCUUCAUUCAGGCUAUGCAUGAGCCUGCAUAAUAUGAACAACCAACGGAUGGUGCCACGGAAAGACUACACAGCUAACCGCCUGAUGAGUGGGAUUCUUCAGCUGGCCAAUAACACGUCACUGUUUCUGGAUGAGACGCAGCUGGGGCAGGGCCAACUGGAUACCACAGGUGUGCAGAAUAUCACUGCACUGGGGAACCUGAUCUCCUGGCAGAAGGUUGAUUACGACUUCAACUACCACCAGAUGGAAUUCCCCUGCAAUAUUAACGUGCUUAUCGCAUCCGAGGGCCGAUCACUCCUCCCGUCUGACUGUCGGAUUCACCUACGGCCCACCCUUAAUCCACCUAACCUGGAGGAGUACCUGAGCGCUGUGCAAGUGGCGCAGGUUCCAUCUCAGAUCAACAAGUAUCGCAUCUAUCUGAGCAUGGCACGUGCCCUGAACUACACCAUUUCGGAUGAGAUCACAAAGGCAGUAGAAGAGGAUUUCGUAGAAAUGCGAAAAGAUGACCCUCAGAGUAUGUCUGCGGAAGAUCUUCAUAGAUUGCUGGUUGUUGCGAGGUUGCUGUCUUUAAGUCACGGGCAGAACACACUCUCUAGAGAUGGCUGGAUGAAAGCCAAGCAGCUAGAGGUCUUGAGAAUAAGUCAAACACAGCAGCAGAAAUGUGUGAACGGAAACGAGCCUUAAAAUCUAUUGCUAUUUUCAAAUACGUCAACAUGAACCAUACGUGUCAAUAUUUUGGAUUCAAAUGUAGUUUUCAUAUAGCAUUUGAUUUGUACAGUUUUUUUUUUUUUUUUACUUUAUUUUAAACUUGUGGUCAAUUACAGACACUGGUGAAGUAGAUUUUUGAUGAAUGCAUUGUUAAAUUUUGAUUUUGGUACUUGCAUUGUAUAUUAACAUUUAUAUGCAAAUGCAGACAUGUGACAAAGAUUAACUGCCUUACAGCAAAUAUGUACAUUUGUGGCACAGGGGUAUUAGGAAAAAUAAAGUUGUGAAUACUCUCCA